Messenger RNA from Diversispora eburnea, 1287 nucleotides. Lineage: Eukaryota; Fungi; Glomeromycota; Glomeromycetes; Diversisporales; Diversisporaceae. The record is from the annotation of a GenBank genome assembly.
AUGGCAGCUCAACUUUAUAAAACGGAAUCGGGUCAUUUAUUUCAUGCAGGAAGGAUAGCAGUAAUUACCGUAGGUUUACCCGCAAGAGGAAAGACACAUGUCGCGUAUUCAUUGUGUAGAUAUCUUCGGUGGUUAGGAGUUAGUACUAAAGUAUUUAGUGUUGGAAAUUAUCGUCGUGUAUUAAUGGGCGCUGCGGCCAGUUUGCCACCUGAUUUUUUUAGUCCAGGAAAUCAAGAAAGUGUCGAAUUGCGACAUAAUAUUGCAGUGGGAUGUUUGAAUGAUUUGAUAAAAUGGUUAAAUGAAGGAGGUCAAAUUGGAAUUUUUGAUGCUAGUAAUACUACUGAAGCAAGACGCAAAGAAGCACAUGAUACAUUGGUUGCUCAUGGUAUUCAACCUGUUUUUAUUGAGUCGAUUUGUGACAAAAAGGAAAUCAUUGAUAGCAAUAUUCGAAGCGUAAAGAUAACUUCACCUGAUUAUCUUGGUUGGGAUCCCGAAGAUGCUGUUAAAGAUUAUUGGACACGUAUAAAUAAUCAUCUUGGAUUCUAUCAACCAAUUACUGACAUGUCUUUAAGUUUUGUUAAAAUGAUUAAUGUCGGAGAACGCAUUAUUGUAAAUAAUGUGAAAGGAUAUUUACAGUCAGGAGAAUCAUAUAAUGAAAUUUCUCGUAAAGCUGAUGCAGAUUUAAGUCCCUCUGGCAAACAAUACGCGUACAAAUUGAAAAAUUUCAUUCUAUCAUUAAGGGAAAAGGAAAAGAAAGAGCGAAAAGAACAAGGAUGGGGUGAUGAUGAAAGAACUUUAACGAUAUGGACUUCAACUAGACAACAUGCUGUUCAAACAGCAAAACCUUUUGAGGAAGAAGGUUAUGUUGUUCAACAAAGAGCUUCGAUGGGAGAACUUAAUCUUGGAUUUGUAGAUGGGUUAACUGUUGAAGAAAUUAAAAAAAAAUUUCCCGAAGAAUAUGAAAGGCAACAAAAAGAUAGAUAUCAUCAUAGAUAUCCAAUGGCCGAGUCAUAUCUUGAUCUCGCUGUUCGUCUUGAAGCUACUAUUCUCGAACUUGAACAUGAGAAAAAUGAUGUCUUAAUCAUUGCUCAUGAAACGGUUCUAAAGUGUUUAUAUGCAUAUUUAUUUGAUCGACCUGAAGAUGAAAUACCAGGAAUUGUUAUACCACGAAAUUAUUUAAUUGAAAUAAUCCCAUCUGCUUACGGAUGUCGUGAAACACGUUGGGAGAUAGUUGAUGAUUCUUUUCCAGUUUUAUCAAAAUUAAAAAAUAUAACACACACAAAUUAA